Molecule: messenger RNA, 456 nt
Organism: Diatraea saccharalis (sugarcane borer)
Lineage: Eukaryota; Metazoa; Arthropoda; Insecta; Lepidoptera; Crambidae
Source: the annotation of a GenBank genome assembly
AUGCCUCUUUUAAAAAUACCGCAUGAUCUAACUCUCACAAUCGACGGCCACAACAAAUGGUUGAAGAUAAUAAAAGAUGCUCAAGAGUUAAUUGAUAAUGACAUUGAUAUGCAGGUAUAUGAAAGAAGAAUAAAAAUGCGCUCAAGGCUUAAUAAAAUAUUCAUGGAAGAAUUAAAGAAAGAAAGAAUCAGGUUGAUUGUGUUUAAAAAAGAAGAUCAAAUAGAUGAUAUCACGGAAGAGAUCAGGGAAUGGUUCAAAGAAUGGUAUUAUGGUUAUGGGUUCUUCCCUGAAUUCCCAUACGAUUUAGAAGGAGGUACUCUGAUUGUGGUCAGAGGGGACUAUCCAUCAGUAGAACAAAAAAAAGAAGCUGAUGAAAAAUAUUUAGCUGCUACCAAAGGAAAAACGAAGGACCAGGUACCAUUCAAUUCUCCACUGUCCAACAUCAACACAAGUUAA